AUGUGGGUCGACGAGGAGCAGCAGCAGCAGCGGCAGCAGCGCAGCAGCAGCAGCAGCAGCAGCAGCAGCAGCUGCAGCAGCAAGGUUGUGCUGCCGGGGGAGCCGCUGCAGCUAGGCGAUGGUUUUCUUUUGGGGUUAAACACCCACGUAGACAACGGGGUGGCCCGGGCCUCUGUCUGCGGCGUCGUACAAACCGUGAACCGCCUGGUGUAUGUGCGGCCGCUGAAGAGCCGAUAUGAAGCAAAUGUAGGAGACGUGGUGGUGGUGGUUGCUGGAGGUUACUUGUGGAUAAGUGUUCCUACUGCGGUGUUGCCUGGGUCUGGUGACGGCGUUUCUCCUCAGCAGCAGCAGGAGCAGCAGCAGCAGCAGCAGGAGCAGCAGCAGCAGCAGCAGCAGCAGCAGCAGGACUCCGAUAUAUUUAUCCCACUCUUCAUCUUUCUGCUUAGAGAUGCCAGGCAGGGGGAGACGGCCCCCGCCCGCGGGGUGGCGGCGGGGGAACCUUAA
This is a messenger RNA of Eimeria mitis, 504 nucleotides long. RefSeq names its product exosome complex exonuclease, putative. The record is from RefSeq and is a predicted model, not a curated record. Lineage: Eukaryota; Apicomplexa; Conoidasida; Eucoccidiorida; Eimeriidae. The transcript has 5 exons. The coding region runs from base 1 to 504 and encodes 167 amino acids.